GAACAUUCAAUGUUUUAUAGAUUCAUAUUGCUGUUACAGUUGGACAGACUUUGCAGACAAGGGAGAAAUUCUCUUUAUAGCCACGUCUGUCCGUCCCAUCACCAGACGCUCUUUCAGUUAUCAGUAACAUUUCACAACUCUUGAGAUUAAUCACAGUUACCAUGUAAACAAUGUAUUGUAAUGGAACGACUGAAAUGUCACUCACACCAGCCUCCAGAAACUAUAGUUCCAGAAUAGUAAGACGUCUCAGCGCACGAAGCUUCUGUGAAACACAUAGAAGAUGGGCAAUACAAUUAGAGGAAUUAUUGCAUUCAUUCCAUCUAAUAGCUGCCAAAAAUACCUUUUAGGAGAUCUGGAAGAAAUGCCUAUAGAUAAGAUGGUAGACUUGAGCAGCAUGCAGCUAAGGAUAUUUCCACUAAGAGUAUGUGCUUUUACAGAACUCAUCAAGCUGUACCUGAGUGACAACAACUUAAACAGCCUUCCUCCAGAGCUGGAACUACUUCAGAACCUCCAGAUUCUAGCCUUGGACUUCAACAACUUUAAAGCACUUCCAUUAUGUGUAUGUAGUUUAAAGCAACUGUGUAUAUUAUACCUUGGAAAUAAUCACAUCAGAGACCUUCCACAGGAGCUAAGUUUCCUCAAGAACCUGCAUACCCUUUGGAUUGAGUCUAAUUAUCUGACACAUUUGCCUGAUGUCAUCUGUGAACUGACCCUUCUAAAGACACUUCAUGCUGGUUCCAACCCAAUACGCAAUAUUCCAAUGGCGCUAAAAAACCUAAAAGAAUUACGCAGUAUCUGGAUGUCUGGGAAUCUCCUCACAGAAUUUCCACCAGUUUUACUGGAAAUGCCUUUCAUAGAGGUUAUUGAUGUAGACAGAAAUGGUAUUAAAUUUUUCCCAAGUUUGAAGCUCAUGUCAGGUCUUAAGCUUGUCAUCUAUGAUCAUAAUCCAUGUCGGAAUGCUCCCAAAGUAGCUAAAGGAGUUCGGAGAGUUGGCAGAUGGUCCGAAGAGACCCCAGAGCCAAAGAAGAGGUCUGAGAUGGUAGUGGAGAUUGAAAAGGCUACAGAAAGUAAAGAGACACAACAACUAACAGUGCCAAAUGACCCUACAACUCAGACAAAUGAUAACACAGAAGACACAACUUCUUAAUUUAACUAAGUAUAUUUCAUGACUGUUAGUGUGUGUGUGUGUGUGCGCGCGU
Molecule: messenger RNA, 1199 nt
Organism: Pseudophryne corroboree (corroboree frog)
Lineage: Eukaryota; Metazoa; Chordata; Amphibia; Anura; Myobatrachidae
Gene: LRRC10
Product: leucine rich repeat containing 10
Exons: 1
Coding region: 281-1147 (288 amino acids)
Molecular function (GO): protein binding
Source: RefSeq, a predicted model, not a curated record